Messenger RNA from Rana temporaria (common frog), 3326 nucleotides. It is a transcript of the gene RUFY3, whose product is annotated as RUN and FYVE domain containing 3. Gene Ontology annotation, biological process: regulation of axonogenesis. Gene Ontology annotation, cellular component: cytoplasm. Gene Ontology annotation, molecular function: metal ion binding. The transcript is spliced from 18 exons. NCBI's taxonomy places the organism in Eukaryota, Metazoa, Chordata, Amphibia, Anura, Ranidae. Bases 591 to 2495 code for a protein of 634 amino acids. The record is from RefSeq and is a predicted model, not a curated record.
AGCAGCAUUCUGGGACUUGCUUACGCUCCGAGCAUCCCUGGUCACAUGAGUGUGAAUUUUCUCUUCUCUUCAUUAGUCAGCCAUUUUGGUCAACACCCUGCUUACUGCGCACAACCAAUCCUACAAGAUCACAAGUGCCUGGGCUGUGCAGACCUGCUUGCCCUCUUUGGAUUCCCAUACCUGCCUCUAUAUACCGGUCAUUCACAUCACAGCGGAUGCCUGCUUUACAUUUGUCACUGACUAACUGCCUGUGUGACUAGAACAAAGGAGAGCUUUAUAAUUUGGAGUUUUGUGGGGGUUUUUUUUUAGCAAGCAGCUUUGACGCAUGACGAUUGGCAGCAGAGCAGCAGGGGGGGCGGAAGAGGCAGACACAGGAAUCCAAAGCAAGCCAAGGAGGAAGAGCAUCUUUCCUGUAUUGCAGAACUGAAAACAGUCCUACAGAACAUUUUCUCUAUUCCUUUCUUGCAUGCGAACUGUGCAGCUUUCUCUGUAAUUUCUCAAAAUAAUCUCUGGACUCUUCACGACGCCUUUUGAUUAUUUUAUUCUUAUUUCUGAUAUUUUCGAGUGGGUGUCUUACCACCUGAGCCAACAUGACGGCUCUUACCCCUCAGGGCGACAUGCCGACCCCCACCACGGACAAGAUAACCCAGGCUGCAAUGGAAACCAUAUACCUUUGCAAAUUCCGCGUCUCUAUGGACGGCGAAUGGCUCUGCUUGCGUGAACUUGACGACAUUUCGCUUACGCCAGACCCUGAACCUAAUCCUGAAGAUCCCAAUUACCUGAUGGCCAACGAACGUAUGAAUCUCAUGAACAUGGCAAAGUUGAGUAUAAAGGGCUUAAUUGAGUCAGCGCUUAACCUGGGACGGACCCUGGACUCUGACUAUGCACCUCUGCAGCAGUUCUUUGUGGUUAUGGAGCACUGUCUAAAGCAUGGCUUAAAAGGUAAGAAGACAUUUCUUGGGCAGAAUAAGUCCUUCUGGGGCCCUCUGGAACUAGUGGAGAAACUUUUACCUGAAGCAUCAGAAAUCACAGCUAGUGUGAAGGAUCUUCCCGGUCUCAAGACACCUGCAGGUAGAGGGCGAGCCUGGUUACGCUUGGCACUGAUGCAGAAGAAGCUCUCAGAAUACAUGAAAGCCAUUAUCAACAGGAAAGAUCUCCUAAGUGAAUUCUAUGAGCCAAAUGCUCUAAUGAUGGAAGAAGAAGGUGCCAUAAUUUCAGGCCUUUUGGUUGGACUCAAUGUGAUUGAUGCUAACUUCUGUAUGAAAGGGGAAGAUUUAGAUUCUCAGGUCGGAGUCAUUGAUUUUUCAAUGUACCUAAAAGAAGGUCCUAUAACAAAAUGUAGUGAAGGAGAUGGACAAAUAACAGCUAUUCUUGACCAGAAGAAUUAUGUAGAAGAACUAAACAGACAAUUGGGGGCCACUGUUAACAACCUUCAGGCAAAGGUGGAUGCGCUUGAAAAAUCAAACACAAAGCUAACGGAAGAGCUUGCAGUGGCAAACAACAGAAUUAUUACCAUGCAGGAAGAGAUGGAGAGAAUGAAAGAGGACAGUACAUACUUCUCCAAGGUUAAUAAGCACGAGAGGAGUGCAGAUGGGCAGAUGCUGAGCGAGGUCAGGAAACACUUAAAAGAAGAAACUCAGUUAAGAUUGGAUAUAGAAAAGGAACUAGAAGUGCAGAUUGGAAUGAAACAAGAGAUGGAGAUGGCCAUGAAGAUGCUGGAUAAAGAUGUUUGUGAGAAGCAAGAUGCACUAGCAGCUCUCAGACAACAACUUGACGACCUCAGGGCCUUAAAGCAUGAACUCUCCUUCAAACUGCAGAGUUCUGAUCUGGCAGUGAAACAGAAGGCCGAGUUAAACAGCCGCUUAGAAGAAAAGACCAAUCAGAUGGCUGCCACCAUUAAACAGCUGGAACACAGACUCCGAGUGUCAGAGCGAGACAGACAGUCUGCCGAGGAAGCCAAUCGUCUCUUCAAACAAGAAUUUGGCGACAAGAUUGAGAGCCUCCAGCUGGAAGUGGAUCAGCUCAGGAAGCAGUGUUCUCAUUAUGAAAUGGAACUAAAGAAGGACAAAAAGCGCAGCUCCUCUGGAAAUCCUAAAGAGAAAGAGUCCCCUGAAAAUAAAUACACGCCGUUAAGAAUACCACAUCUACUCCAAAAGAAUACAGCAAAACUGAAGUCGCAUAAUAAAGUGGAUGAAAAUGUGAGACCUGCUGUGAAAGAGGCAGACGGCACCACUCAUACCAAAUUAAGUUCACAUACCAGUAACCCAGAAAAUGAGGAUCAAGACAGUGAAAAGAAGAUCCUUCAGAUGUGCCAGCUUUGCCGAGAGGAAUCAAGCAUAUUGCUUACUAAGAAUGAGUGCAAGAACUGUGGGGGGAUCUUCUGCUCAACAUGCUCAUCCAAUGAAAUUCCGCUUCCUUCUUCCAUCAAUCCAGAGCGAGUCUGUAACCUUUGUCACCAGAGACUGAUACAGCAGUAUUGUAGCAGCCCAUCCUAAAAGGAUACCCUGUAAAACCAACAAUGUAUGCGAUAUAUGCUGAUCUCAUGGCAUCUAAUGCACACUUUGUACAAAUAAAAUCAACCAAGCAACAACAAAUUAUAUAUGCUGAUCUCAUGGCAUCUAAUGCACACUUCGGCAAAAAAAUGCACUAAGCAACAACAAAUUCUCAAUGAUGGAGCUCAUCUCUGUGCAUCUGAAAAACUGGAAUGUGCUUUGACAGGUCUGUUAAACCCACUGCCUGUAGCAAAGUAUAACUGGAAGUGUGGGGAAUUUGGGUAUUGCUGCUCAGCCUUAAUAGUUUAUAAACGUGUGCUCCUUGUGAUUAUAUUGACCCAUCUGGACCUGAAUAUUCAUGUGAAUGAGAAUAUCCGGCAUGCAAAUAAAAAAAGAAAAAGACUGAAACCGCACUGCUUGGAAUUUGCGCAUAUGUGAAGCAGAUGCAGCAAGCACAUUCUUUCUGUUACUUAUAUGUUACAGGUGUGUGCCAACAGAAUUGAUGUCCGACUUUGGCACAAAUCCAGUUUGCAAAUAAGGUGCAGUAAGUGAAGCACUUCUAGACAAUGGCAAACAUGUUUCCCAUACUUGGUGCGUACAGGAUCUAAAGCGGAAAGCCAACUACAGAUAAAUAUAAAACCUCUGAAAGGCCCUUUCAUGUGAAAAGGGUUUUUGGACAGUUAUUUCAAAUAACUAGAUGGACAGACUUGUAGCCUACUCUAUUUUUUGAUUAAAUAAAUAUGACGGGUCUUAUUUACAUCAACAUAGUGUACAUACAACUGGAUGGAUAAUCUGGCAAUUACAUUGCAUACAACUAAAAAAUAUAUAUUGAUA